GUUACCUGUGAAAUUAUGAACACAUAUUACAGACAGUUGACGAGAUAAGCGUUUUAUACAACUGGCUGUAUCUUUGUAUUUGUGAGCAGCAACUGACACUUGCUAUAACUUGACUCCUGCGGCUCAAGCAUCGGGCUCCCACUUCCUGCAUGUGAUAAAAGCCGUACAGCAACAACGCCAGCCGAGCCUGCACCGCCUGUUGGCGCCAGUGAGCCGGACGGAUCCAGCAACCAUGUCCACUGUGUCCAGUACGUCCGGUGAGAGUGUUCUCUGCAAGACCUACCACGCACCCACAAGGUACACCUUUUAUUAUCACUUAAGUCCAUUUUAAAAGCGGAUUCACAAAGACAUAAACAGUUGCUUUCAUGGCUGACCGGAUUAGCAAUAGCAAUAACAGAAGGCGCACAUCUCUGUUCUUGCUGGUAUAAAAAAGUAAGUUCAAAUAAAUUAGCAGUUAGUAACAAACUAAAUAUUAUCAUAGGCGUCGGUAGCUGAGUGCAAGAAUACGCAUUUGCGCCCCCCCCCCCCCUCCCACCUCUCUUUUUUUUUUGUGGGGUCCAUUUCCAUACUUUCCGGGAUGUUAAAUCUGAAUUAUUUUAACUUUGGCGCCAACAUGAAAAGCGUUCAGUCUUCAUUGACAAUUUUAUAUUCCUCAUCCCACCCCCUUUUUCACAAACUUCAGUGACGCCCCUGAAAUUGACUGAAGUAUAAGCUUUUAAACCCAGGUCAACAGGGGACCUCCAGAACAAGUACACUCCAUCCACUCGUAAUUUACGUUGUUUUUUUUUUUUUUUAAACGAGUAACACUGUUAAUGUUACAAUGUUUCUGGGUGGAGAAAUCCCACUGACCUGCUAACCCCUGGGCGCGGUGGAUUUCAUAUCACCAACAUCUCGCACCUCCACACAGCCACCCGGGGGGGCACAUUGUAAAAAUCAGUGGCUCCGGGGGGGGGGGGGGUGAUGAUGGCAUUAGCGUUACCCUUCCUAACCCCCCCCCCACCCACCCGUGGGAGUGAAUGGAUUUUGGGCUACGUGCCUGCAGUGCACUUUGGUGCAGCGUGUACUUUUUAUACACUAAUUUCCCAUUUCGUAACCACUUAUUGCACUCAGGGUACUCAGGGUGUCGUUGAAGAGCUUGGAGAACAACGUGAAACAUGUAAGACAUUUGAUCAAUGCAGGCGUUAUUAUUGAAAAAAAUAUGGGUUUUUUUUUUGUCUAUGUUGAAUUAAAAUACUCAAACUGCUAAAGGCACAAAAAGUAAUGACGUCACACUCAAAAUAAAGACGACACACUGAAACUAAUGAAGAUACACUAAAAGUAAUGACGUCACACUAAAACUAAGGACGAGAUUAAAACGAAUGACGUCACACUAAAAUUAAUGACGACACUAAAAUUUAUGACGACACACAAAAGCUAAUGAUGACAAACUAAAACUAAUGACGACACACUAAAACUAAUGACGACACACUAAAACUAAUGACGAAACACUAAAACUAAUGACGACACACUAAAACUAAUGACGACACACUAAAACUAAUGACGACACACUAAAACUAAUUCCGCCAUUUCUCAGACUCGCCACUCCAGUAAUUGAAGCAAUACUUUCUGAUUCUAUGAGUGGCAGGGUCCAAGCUAAUUUCCAAGGCGGCUAUAGACAUAAUAAUUAGAUGUCAUUUCAUAAGUGCCCAUACUUUGCAUAGGUGGGAAACUAGAAACUCUAAAAAAUAGUCUAAUUUUAAAAGUGCAGGCUGUCAAGCCAAUGGGAGAUAUUAAAUUGUUCUAUUAAUAGCAAUACAUGUUUCAUUGCCCUUAGAAGCACUUUCGCAAAUGUCGCCGAGUUUAUUUAAGAUGUAUCACUUAUAGAAAAUGUUCCGAGUCACAUACAUCAAUGCCCCUGACCCCAGGUGUAUACGUCAAUAUCCACCGGUGACAACCCCCCCACCCCCUCCCCCCCCCUCCGCCCCAUCCUGUAGAUAUAUCAACUCAUCCAAACCGAAGAGAUCUUACUGAAUGAGUCCUGGCAAACUUUGGCGGGAUCUUCUGUUGUCAGCGGGCAGUGGACCACCGCACGUCACGCGACCCGAAGGUCGUGGAAUGUCAUCGGAUGUGGCCGGACGGAGGUCAGACAACUAACAUCAUUGAAAAGCUAGGGUGGGGUGGGGGGGCGGGUUAGAGUGGUAGAAUUUGCUGAACUUAGAAAAGCUUUAUCCUGACCCCUAAAUUUUGGUCUAUAACCAUAUCACGCGAGUGGGGAUCUGAAGGGAAACAGUUGAACAUAUUUAGGCCGGGGGUUUGGGGGGGGGGGAUGAUGAACGUUGAGUGUUUCAGACUUAUACAACAGCAAUAGACAUUUAUAGGACUUUACAUGUAAUCUAAAUUAGUCACGUACACUGUUACAUACCGUUGUAUGGUUUUACAAAUUCUCGUUGGAUGAACAAUACGCAUCAAAGGACUGAAAACCAGUGUACGAAGAAAAAGGAUACCAAAAGUAGUGAGAUUAAUAAUAUUAAAUUCAAUUAUAAUAUUACUUGUAUUAAAACAUACAUUUAAAAAAAUCAAAUAAACAAGGAAAAAAAUUAUAUUAAUUGACGGCACAGCAAGUGAAAACGUAUGGUCUCGAAAGAUACACAUAUUAACAGAUUCCCACACAAAGAGUAAAAGCUUGUGCGGCUCAUACAUAAGUAUGGUAAGUCGCGUAAGUAAGUCUUAGACUUCUGGUAAAAAUAUCUCCCGGCUGGGAAAGCUGACGGCUUAUUUUCUGGGAGGAUGUCAGAAGCCUAUAGAAAAGAAAUUCUAGAAAUUGCAUCACCGAUAGCAAUUUUUUAGAAAAAAAUUUAAAACGUAGGCAACCUUUUCCCAAUCAAAGGAGGGAUGGGCAAAGGUACAGCGCUGCACAUUUCAUCGGUGACGCCAAAAUCAAUUGAAAAAGGGAGAGAGGAGUGGUGGAACGCGUUACCUCUUCGCUGAGACAAAAUUAGGUCAACACACGGGUUACAACGUAUACGCUUAGAGACUGUAUAUAACGUUUCGUCAACUUUCUAAAGUAAUUUUUAUUUUUUACAGAAAUAAACUGAUCGACCCCUGACGGAUUUAAUAAUCUGAUCUCUGGGGGUCAACGUUGCUCAAAACGUACAGUGGCUCCCUCUUCUUUUUCUUCAAGCAUUCGUUUAAUAUGUUCGUACCAGCCGCCAUUGAGACAGUGGAGGUCGCGUCCACGUACCAGGAGUCCCGUACCUAUUGUCCUAGUCGCCUAUUCCCCCGUCCACACAUCUUUGUAAUUAAUUACACUCAACCACCUUGUCAUGGCCACCUACCAUUUGUGGACACCUUACAUCGACAGAGGUGGAAAAAGUGGGCGGCGGGGGGGGGGAAGAGUGAGAGAGGGGAGAGAGAGGGAGAAUAAGUUGUUUUAAAAAGUUUUUCUUGAACCCACCCACCCCACCAACCUCGCCCCACCCCCCCCCCAACCGCCCCCCUUUCGCCAUUUGGGGACAGGGAUACGUGUACUGCCUAUUCCCCCGUCCACACAUCUUUGUAAUUAAUUACACUCAACCACCUUGUCAUGGCCACCUACCAUUUGUGGACACCUUACAUCGACAGAGGUGGAAAAAGUGGGCAGCGGGGGGGGGAAGAGUGAGAGAGGGGAGAGAGAGAGAGAAUAAGUUGUUUUAAAAAGUUUUUCUUGAACCCACCCACCCCACCAACCUCGCCCCACCACCGCCCCAACAGCUCUCAUUUCGCCAUUUGGGGACAGGGAUACGUGUACGCUAAAAUACUGUUGUUGUUUUUUUAAUUUAUUUUUUGUACAAGUUGUUGUACAAGCCAAGGGAGACUACACGCUACGGCGUUUGAAACUGGGGCAUCGUGUAUCCUGAUUUCAUCAUCGCAUUCCGAGGGUGUGUUCGGCUCAGCCAAUCGUCGCCGCGCAAACUGUCAACACUCGUGACGAUUAGCAAUCUCUGGCCGAGGUCACCGGGGUUAAAACUUUUCCUCGCCCCCGCCAAGAGCAGGGUGUUGCCCGUAACGUGAGCAGACGCGGUGUCGUAUGAUGGCAAUCGAUAGUCCAGGUCAUUGCUAGGGACUUUAACCAUUGGUUGUUAAAAUCGUUAUAAUUAUUUCCACUUUUUUUUUUUUUUCAUACUUGGUUUUCGUAUUAGAUUUCGUACAGUUAAUAAGACGCGAAUAGAAAUGUGAUAAAUAGAUUACAAUAACUUAAAUCUGGCCUGCUCAACAUACGGCCCGUGGGCCCCAUGGGGCCCUCCAGCAUCUACUUUGUGGCCCGCGAGGUAACGAAAAACUCUUUAUUCUUAUUAUUUUCAAAAUAGCUUCCCCCCUGACCUAUAUUCUUUUGUCCUGUUCAAGUCCUGUUCUAUUUUCUUUUGGCCCGCACACGUUUUUCAUAAUGUAUUACGGCCCACCUUACAUUUUGAGUUGUGCAGGCCUGACUUAAAUACAUAACCCUACUUUUGAUGGAUUUAAAAGUACGCGCAACCUCAUCUUCGACCCACAAGUAUGAAGAAAUUACAAAUAGCAACACAGCACCCCCUAUCCACCAAACAAUACUUUCACUGUGUUUUAUUUGUUAAUUACACUAAUAGGUCCGCGUGCCGCGGAACAUUGGUGUGCCGCAAGACGAUACUAGGUGUGCGGCGGUAAAAAUUCCCCCCCCCCUUUUUUUUUUCUUCCAAUGUUAUUUAAAGAAACUCAUAAAGACGAUUUAAAUUUGAUAAAACAAUGGGGGCGGUGAUUGGCUAGAUAAAACAAAGGGGACGAUGAUUGGAUAGAUAAAACAAUGGGGACGGUGAUUGGCUGGAUAAAACAAAGGGGACGGUGAUUGGCUAGUUAAAACAAAGGGGACGAUGAUUGGCUAGAUAAAACAAAGGGGACGAUGAUUGGCUAGAUAAAAUAAAUGACCGUUUAGUCUUCGCUAAACAUGCAAGGUCAUACGGUGCCCGAUGUGGCUUUAAAUAACCGUAUCAACUCAAAAGCUCGCCUAAAGACCAGAUCACACUUGUUAUUAUAAGGGUCAAACACUAAACUUAACAUCUCUAGUUUCAAUGAUAUCUUACAAUUAAUGUACACCUUAAGACCGGUCAUGUACGCUUUCUGACGGUAAGCACAACGGAAUGCAUUUGGACGCCAAUCAAAUGCGUAGCCAAGAGGGUGGGGGGUGGGGGGGGGGACAGGUGUGAGGUGUCCCCGGGCGCCAGCUAGUAGGGGCGCCAAAAUGUGCUUUGAUUUUUAUUUUAGUGAUGAAAAUAAUGGGUUCGGGAGUUGAAAAAAAAGAAAAGGGGGCGCCUUGAAAUGAAUCUUGUCCCUGGGCGCCAAACGCUUUCGCUACGCCUCUGACUCCAAUACACUUUAAAUCUCCUGAAUUCUUUUCUUCUUAUAUCUAUACAUCAAUUAAAAACGUUCACCAUUUGGCCUAGUUAUGGGGCAUGACGUUUAAGAAACCUUUGCGGCGAUGUUAGAUGUGUGAUUGUAAAUAAUUGGAAUCGUACCGGAGUCUCGAUACUAUGAAUACCAACUAAGACUUGCACGUGUUAGUUUUGUUAAAAUAAGCGUUGGUAUUGAAGAACGCAUAUCCUCGUCCAUACGUUGUGCGAGAUCUACAUGCCAUAACUAGCUGGGAGAGUUCAUUCAUAUCUUCCAAACAUUGGGACCACCGCGUCCGCGUCACCCACGACAACAGCAUAGCACAGCGUCAUUGAAGCGGAUAGUUGCGUUCCCCUAGGGCGUGUGGCAUUGUGACAAGCCGGAUCUCGACAUUCUCCAUUUCAUCCCAGAGUCUUCUUUUUUUUAAUCAGGAGGACAUCCUGGCACGUGAAGCGAUCUCGUGUUGGAUAUCUAUGUCAAUCUACGUUCAAAAUCAACCGUCCGCAACGAAAGGAGGAGGAAUUUUCCGUUGAAUAUCUUAUGUUAUGGUGUCAGGAGUCACGAGGUUUUGGUGGAGGGACGGGAAGUUGGGGGGGGGGGGGAGGGGGGGGGGGGGGGGGGAAUCGGUGUGAAGGGAAAUAGGGAAAUAGUUUUAUUUGGUAAUUAUUUUUUUUACUAACACAUUUUACAAAAUAAGUGUCGAUGUUGAAGGUUGAAAUGUAAGGGUAUUCAAUUCAUUUAUUUUGUCAUAAAAAUGUAUAUAUCGGCUUCAUAAUAAAUUAUUAUUAACUAAUUUAAAAUAUUUAACAAUAUCCACUAUAACCUCAUUGAUUCACGUUCCUCAAUGAUUCGUGUGCCUCAUUGAUUCAUGUUACUCAAUGAUUCAUGUUCCUCAUUGAUUCAUGUUCCCCUUGUGCGCCGACUGCAUUCAGAUUUUCGUUCUCUUUUCAGCUAUUCACUGCUGCAAUCGAAGACGAAGAACGUGCCAUUGAAAACAUUAACCGCCAUCUUAGCCCUCGUCUGCCUGCUGCUAACGCUGACCGUAAUUAUUUUAACAGUUUUACCAAGAUUUUCCAUCGGUGACCCACGCGUGGAGGACAGCUGCCUCGUUAAAGACGGGAUCGACAGCAUGGAGCUGUACAAUGGCCGGGCAGACGUCUUCUCUGAUCUCCACGAUUACGAGAUCAAAAUCAUAGUGGACUUCAUCCACGGGCAAAGGCAUUUAAACCUAACCCUGCCCCAGGACGCGGGCUUGAACAGCAACUACAUCCACGUCGUGGAGAUGAUCUCCCCGCCGAAACAAGAAGUGCUGCUGUACCUAGAUAAAAAGGGACCCAGGCCUCAGCGAAUGGCGCGCGCGUUUAUAUUUAGGGGCGGGUUGCAAGAACCCGUUGUCGAAGAAUAUCUUGUAGGUCCGUUGCCGAAUCCGAACAGUAUGUCUCUAAUGAAGACGAACUCUAGAAAGACGACGAUUCCAUAUAAUGUCCGACCUUUCUCGGCGUUUGAACUCAAGGCAUUCCGAGUGCAUGCGCUACCGAAGAUCUUGGGGCGAAUCUACAACGUGUUGAAAGAGAGCUACAACGCCACACUGGACAACUGUGCCAAGAAGUGCCUCAGGUUCAUGAUUACCCCUGUGUCCAGCGGCUUUCUUGAGCCAGGGCGUCGAAAAUCGUGGUUUUGGUUCGCGUACGAUUUAGAGUUUUACACCCUGCACCCGUUAGACUUUCAGUUCCUCGUGGAUACAACAGAUUCGGAUCCCAGGCGAUGGGAGAUCCAAAAAAUAUUUUAUGCCAACCAGCUGUUUCAAAGUAUCGAUGAAUUAUUGGAGAAGUAUGCCGGCAAUAACAUAAAUAAAACCAGGUCCUCCUUCCCCGUGCUGCCCACAGAGGAUCAGUACAGUGCCGUCUACCUCCGCGGCGUUCCCGUCCCGAACGAGAACCGCCCCCCGCCCCAACAGGUCCAGCCGGCUGGGCCACGGUACACGGUUAACGGCAACCUCGUGCAGUACAUGGACUGGAGGUUCAACGUCCGGGUCUCGCCAACGUUCGGGACCCAGUUCUUCGAUAUACGGUACAAGGGGGAGAGAAUCAUCUACGAGCUGAGCAUGCAGGAGAUAGCCGUCCUCUACUCGGGCCACUCUCCCGCGGCCAGCAUGCUGUACUUCGCAGACAGCGCGGGGUUGUUUGGUACCCGGAUGAGGGGCAUGAUGCCAGGGAUGGACUGCCCGGAUUAUGCCACCAUGCUCGACGCUGUGAUGUACACGUCAAACGACAAAGGAACUCGGCGGUUCGAAAACUCCAUGUGCAUAUUUGAGCACAGCCCGGAGACGCCCCUGCGCCGACACAGGGCCUACGGGAUGUCGGGGGCGUUCUACAGCGGACUAAUCGACUACGUUUUAGUGGUCCGAAUGUAUAUAUGUAUCAUCAACUACGAUUACGUUUUUGACUUCGUCUUUCACAACAACGGGGGUAUCGAGGUCAAGGUCAGCGCGACGGGCUACUUAGCAACAAGUUUCUACUAUCCUGAGGAGGAAAAGUUUGGGACCCGCAUAAGUAAGAAUGUUGUGGCAGGACUUCAUCAUCAUCUCUUUCACUUUAAGGCUGACGUUGACAUAAACGGCGUGGACAAUCGGUUUCAGACGCUGAACAUCGGGGCCGAGAGGAAGACCAACGUCUGGGCCGAGGAUCCGACACGCGGCCAUACGCAGAACUAUUUCCGCAGCGAAUACAAAUCCACCGAGAGAGAGGCCCUCUACGACUUUGAUUUCCAUCACCCCAAGUAUCUUCUGUUCUCCAGCAACAAACCCACAGAGCUGGGACACACGCCGUCGUACAGGCUGAUCCACAAGGGCAUGACCAAGGCCAUUCUCCCCGAGGGCGAAGGGUUCGAGCCGUCCGUCAGCUGGGGGCGUCACCAGAUGGCGGUGACCAGGCAGAAGGACGACGAGAUGUCCAGCAGCUCCAUGUUUGCCAUGUGGGACGCCGAGGACCCGGUGGUCAGUUUCAAAAAGUACUGGGAGGACAACGAAGACAUCUUAGAUAAGGUAGGCCGAACACAAUGCGUAUUAAAUAUUAAUGACGUUGUAUUGGAAGAAAGAAAAUUAACUCUGCUGCAGCAACAGUGACUUCACAAUUUAAUUUAAUUUUAAAUUCUUUUUUUUUUCCCGCCAAAGACCUACAGACCCAGCAUUCAAAAGAAUUUUUUUUUUUAAUCCUGAUGAAUUUACCCAUACAAUUUGUGACACGAAGAGUUUGCACUUUAAUAUUUCUGUAGGACUAAUCCUUAAAGGUCGCCAGGUAGGGUGUGUAAGACUGUCUGCAUUCCUGUUGUUUAAAGGACGGCAUACAUUAAAGACAAUGAGACGUUAACAUUUUGUUGUAACACUUGAACCCACCGGGUUUUUUCUCAAAAUACCCCGACCCGGUGUAAAAAAAAAAUUACCCGGUUAAGCCCUAGUAAAAAAAAAAAAAAAUUUUUAAUAUGCUCGUUUAACCCUUUCUGGUAGAGGUAGUUUGAGAUCCUAUGUAACAGAUUUACCAUGUUCGGGCUUGGAGGGGCCUCGCGCGCACGUCGACAUGCUCCGCAUAACUCCAUGACCGCCGUAUAAACAUUCUCCAUCAUGCAUCAGUCACACAAGAAUUUCGCCCCAAACUCUCAAUUAUUUUAACUGACAGAAGACUCGACACAUUUUAGAGGUCAAAAGGUGCCUGGUACAGGCCAUGUUAUUCUCCAAUAAAGAGUCUUAAGAGUGCUGUUCACGCUACUGUUGUUGUUGUUGGUUUUUCUGGUGCGCGUCUUUCUGCUUUAAUUCGUUCUUGUGCAAUUUGAUGUGCACUCUUUUCCAGUGCAAUGUAUUCGCGUGCACUUUAUUAUAGUGCACUUAAUUAUGAUGCAUUCUAUUUAACGCAGUUUCUUUUAUAAUGCGGUGCAAAUUAAUCUGGUGCACUUUAUUGUCCUGCAAUUUAUAAAGGUGGACCAUAUUCGUAUGCAUUUCAUUAUCGCCAAGUUAUGCCGGUCACUCUGUCUGUCGCAAUUCCUGGUGCCCUUUAUUAUCGUGCAAUUUAUUCUGUACACUUUAUUUUCCUGAAUUUUUUCUUAUGUACAUUGUAGUGGCACGCUUUAUUAUGGGGCAAAUUACUCAGACAGAACGCACACAAGUUUACGGCAAAUUAAAUCCACAUUUAAGAGCCCUAAGUUGCUGUAAGUCAAUGAACGUUAACCAGUUCAACGGUGAGUUAUCUUUAAUGUCCCAUUUAACCUUGCAUUAUAUCCGCUUUGCCAUUAAGCACGGCCGUUGAAAAUUUUUCCACUUCCUGAUGUCUGUCAUGUUGAAAAUUGCCAGUUCGCUUAAACUACAUACAUUGCAUCAUUGUAGUGUUGUUGUUUUUUUUUUUUUUCCCACUCUGUGCGUUGCCUGAAAGAGGAAAAGGGAGGUUAUACUCACGGCCUAUUUUAUGAAGGUCGCACGUGUGCCCGCGUGGUUGUCGGCCCCCACCCUUUCGGAAUGUACGACCCACCAGCCAAACAAAAAUAAGAGGGGGGGGUGGGAGAGGCCAGACGAAAACAUAUCUCUUCGCCGAAGGCCGGGCCGAAUCUGGGACUCUCCAAGUUGAGACCUCAUUGGAAGACUUAAAUCAAUGGUUCCCAAAUUUGUAUACAUUAUGCACCCAUUCUCACCCAUGCGAAUUUAUUGGCUAGCACUAUCAACCUUUAAAAAAAAAGUGACAAUGUAUUUUAAAGCGAGACAAAAAUGUAUUUCUACAGAAGUGCCAAAAGAGGCUAUCUUAAAGUUAGAUAGAAAAUCGACUUUUAGUGUUUAUAUAUUUUUAACACCUGAAUUAUAAAGAUAACUGUAGAUCUUAUUAUUAUCUUAUCUUAAUGCUACGUAAAGUCGUAUUGGAAGGAAGAAAUGGAAACUAUGUUGACACAAUAUGGCGCAAGACAACCAUUUUUUAUCAUUAAAAAAAAAAAAAAAGACUCAACUCCUAGAUUGUUUAUUUUCCUAAUUUCUUGUUUGAGAACCAUUCUCCAGCUUUGCAGCUGCUCGAAGAAAGAUGGUUUAUCUCAUUAAAAAAUGUCUGCUGAAGCUUUGUCACCUUCAAGAACACGUCAUCGUGUGUGGGGGCCGUCAAUUCACGAAGCUAAAGAUGCAAAAUGUAUCCAGCGCCGUUUGCAUUCCUCAGAAGAAAUGAACAACCUGACACCACUCAUUGUGGUAGCACCGCCACAGCCUCGGCCUAGACACCACUCAUUGUGGUAGCACCGCUACAGCCUCGGCCUAGACACCACUCAUUGUGGUAGCACCGCCACUGCCUCGGCCUAGACACCACUCCUUGUGGUAGCACCGCUACAGCCUCGGCCUAGACACCACUCAUUGUGGUAGCACCGCCACAGCCUCGGCCUAUACACCCCUCGUUGUGGUAGCAGCGCCACAGCCUCGGCCUAGACACCCCUCAUUGUGGUAGCACCGCUACAGCCUCGGCCUAGACACCCCUCGUUGUGGUAGCACCGCCACAGCCUCGGCCUAGACACCAUUCCUUGUGGUAGCACCGCUACAGCCUCGGCCUAGACAACAAUCAUUGUGACAGUCUAUGGUGAAUGCAAAAUAAGGAACCUGCUUUAUCAUAUAUCUCAAGGCAUUUUUAAAUUGAGUAGAACGUUUCUCAAUUUUUUUUUUAAUUCUGCAUUUCUUGCUUAAAUAUUUGGUUGCUCCACAAUCACUAGAUCGCUCAAUGUUCUUUUAACACUGGGUAAUAGGCUACCACAGUUGAACGACAUAUGUUUUUUUUUUAAAAUCUUAUUUGAAAUUUCCCAACAGCUCCUUGUGGCCUCUGAAAGCGAGUCCACGCAUCGCUGAAGUAAAAGUAAUGUUUACAACGCUGUGAACAAUUUGCCUCCGAAAGUUAUUUCUUGUAACUCUUGCUUCUCAUUUCCUUCAUUAAUGAUUUUAUGAAGCCUGGAGUGAUCAAAACUACUCAAGAUUCAGCAUGUCCAUAUGCAUCUUCAUGCGCACGAAAUGUACGACUACAUAUAAGGAUUAAAGCAGAACCCUCUAUAUAGAUAAGAAAUUCUAGAUAUUGCAUCACCUGCUACCAUUCUGUAGAACAAAUAAAACGUAUUGUAAUGUAAAAAAACCUUUUCCCAAUCAAGGGAGGGGUCGGUAAAAGUUUUGCGCGAUCACAAAAAAAGCCAUCAUGACUCACAAUACAUGAGUCCAGUUUCCGCGAAUAACACAAAGAACUAACUGGUCAUAUGAAUCCAUGGCAUCUCUAGGUGUCCUCUCUUAAUACAAUCCUGAAAUGCUUCUGUUGUUUUGAUUCUGGUCCCUAGGGAAAGGAGUUUCAGGUUGGCAUGUUCUAUGUUCCACAAUAAACCGUGUGAUGCUGUUGUCACUUACAUUAACAUAAAAUUGUGGUCUGUCCGCUGGGAAUGGACCUAAAUUGGCUAUGCUGCUGAUGUCUUCAAUUCGACUGGGACAUCUUCCUACGUGUUUGCAGUUUGAGUAGAUUUGGGAUCAAACGCUUCGGCUGAAUCAGUUAACAGUAGUUAGCACUACAUCCUUCCGAGACGUUCAACAUUUCCUUCAUUAAUUUCCUUCAUUAAUGCUAACUUGCGCUCUUCCUGCUGCGCUGCAGCCAUCCUGACUUGCUCGACUUUUCAAGCUCGGCAGGGGCAGGCUGACUUUGCUUAGCUACUCCAUUACACAAAAAUAUCUUCUUUCUUCGUGUAGUUUCACUAAGCUUAACAUCUCCUUGCGUUACGCUUUGUUACUACACAUCGGUGUUCGUGUAACAUUCUCGGUCUGCGUUAUAUUUUUGUUAGUGUUAGUAUAACUUUCGUCACAUGACGUCACAAAACAGUAAUAGUUGCCUGCCAUGAGAGAUGAAUUUAGACGAUUAGAUUUAAUAAUUUUUCGGAGGUGCGGAAGGUGAUUUUUUUUUUGGGGGGGGGGGGUGGUUGGGGAUCCGCCCCGAGCGGCACUUUUAAUUCUGUCUAUGGAGGGGCGGCUUUCUCGGCCAACUAAAUACUUUUUACCGUGGAACGGGGGCGGCCUUAACCCUAGCUCCGCCACUGCUCCCUUUUUGGGGGGGGGGGGAGGUGGUUUUUUUUUUGGGGGGGGGGGGGUGGUUGGGGAUCCGCCCCGAGCGGCACUUUUAAUUCUGUCUAUGGAGGGGCGGCUUUCUCGGCCAACUAAAUACUUUUUACCGUGGAACGGGGGCGGCCUUAACCCUAGCUACGCCACUGCUCCCGUGGAGUCUGAUCAAACAAGUAAAAUUGUCUUUUUUGAAAAUAUUUUAACACUCUCUUACUUUAUUGCGUCUGACUCAUAAGUAUUCUUGGUCGGACAGGGCCCCCCACCACGGCCGGGCCCCGCAACACGGACGUAGCUGCUACCACGGGAGGUACGCCACUAACAGCAUGCACUGUAUGAACCAGCAGUGACUUAGUGUGGAUUCACUGUAAGCCUUAGCAUUGCAUUGGUGUAAGGCCAAUGUAAAAAUAAUAAUGAUAGUAAAAUAGUAAAAAGCGUCCCACUGUGGUUUGUUGUCAUGUUAAGUUUAAAAAAACUUUUAAAAGAAUCAGUCUUGUUUAAUACACAUUACAAUCUUGUUUCAUCCACAUUACAACCUUGCUUCCUCAGCAGUAUACAAUCUUGUUUCACAUACAUUACAACCUUGUUUCAAACACACAUUACAACCUUGUUUCAUAAACAUAUUACAACCUUGUUCCAUACACGUUACUACCCUGUUUCAAGCACCCCAUUCUUGAUUGAGUGUGUCGGUGAGUCUCAACACGUCCUCAGACCAAUCGCUUGCGGCAUAGAGCCGAGUAAACAUGGUUUUGAACGCCAAGUCACGUAGGAGUUUGUUUCAUCCACACACACCCACACAAACACCACAUCUAAAGCCAAAAAGAAAAUAAUAAUAAUAAUAAUAAUAAUUUAAAACAAAAAACAAAAACAAAAAAAACAACACCUGGGUAUGGUCGCACGCAAGCAACUUACAAAUGACGUAAUCUACCGGGGUUCAGGGGAUGGCCUGAGAGUUCAUUAAGUUCAUAUUUUGGCGGAAAUGGUUGCGUCAUUUGAGCUCAUUUAACAGACCGUGCUGUGUGUGUGGUAGCUGGUAGGUUAAACCGGGCCUCUUGACCGCUAUUUGUUUGUAACAUCGACGCCUUUGCCAGUCAGGUGAAGGUCAAGACACCCCCCCCCUGCUUCUAAGAGUAAACACGGUAAAUACAUGUAACACAGUUACGAAAGGAAUGCGGGUCAUCCAGCACAUCACACGUCUUCGCCAACCAUUGGAAGGGUGUCCGUGCACUACGGGUGCGGAACGCCUGAUGGAGAACAGCGGCUCUCAAACUGUGGGUCGCAACCCUUUUGGGGGGGUCGAACGACCCUUACACAGGGGGUCGCCUAAGACCAUCGUAAAACACAUAUUGAUGAAGUAGCAACGAAAAUAAUUUUAUGGUUAGGGGGUCACCACCAACUUAGGAACUGCAUUAAAGGGUCGCGGCAUUCGGAAGGCUGAGAACCACUGAUGUAGAAGAUUCAUUCUUAUUAAAUUUAGUUCCGGGCGAUCUCUUACAUUUACAUGUGUCCCGGGAAAUUGUGCAUAACAUAACAAACCAUAAUUAAUGGAAGUCGUCGAGGGAAGCGUUUCCUGGUCUUUGUCUUAGAUAUAUUACACUUUCAACAGGAGAGUGGCAAGUGGUGGUACAAGGCGGCGCUGUUUUCGAUGGGAAAUAGCAGCAACCCAUUCCUCUCUCUCCUAUCGCCAAUGAUUUUUUUUUUAAUCUAUUUUUAAAUUCAGUCUACUUUUGCAUUUUUGGGGCAAGAAAAACAAAGUGUACGUGUGUUGGAGUGGUUGGGGGGAGGGGGGAAUCCCUUUUCCAGACAUAACCUAAUUAAUCUUACGACUUCGAAAGAACAUAAUAAUUUGUUGUGAAUUUUUUAAAUUAUAAAUUCAUUUAUAACUGCUACAUCUUACCAUGCAAAUGCUGACCUCAAGGUUUUUUUUUUCCCCUUUCACUUCUGCAGGAUAUUGUAGCGUGGAUCACGUUGGGCAGCUACCACAUUCCCCAGACCGAGAACGUGCCCACCACCGCGACAGUGGGGACAACUCAGUCGUUCUUCCUGGUGCCGUUCAACUACUUCAACGAGGACCCGUCGCUGGCUUCCCGGGACGCCGUCAAAAUAAUGCCACUCGACCCGCGGUCCCCGAACUCCGGGGCCGCAAUAAACAGGCACAACAUGUCUUUAUUUUUCGACUGUGAAACCAAGAGAAUUGACCAGCGGCUGUCCAGAAAUAGCACGUUCUUAUUUUCUUAACCACGGUCAACUGACAUAGGUCUCAAUGUUAUUUUCUUAACUACGGUCAACUGACAUAGGUCUUAAUGUUAUUGUCUUAACUACGGUCAACUGACAUAGGUCUUAAUGUUAUUGUCUUAACCACGGCCAACUGACAUAUGUCUCAAUGUUAUUUUCUAAACUACGGUCAACUGACAUAGGUCUCAAUGUUAUUUUCUUAACUACGGUCAACUGACAUAGGUCUCAGUGUUAUUUUCUAAACUACGGUCAACUGACAUCAAUAGGUCUCAGUGUUAUUUUCUAAACUACGGUCAACUGACAUCAAUAGGUCUCAGUGUUAUU
Messenger RNA from Lymnaea stagnalis (great pond snail), 15028 nucleotides. The record is from the annotation of a GenBank genome assembly. NCBI's taxonomy places the organism in Eukaryota, Metazoa, Mollusca, Gastropoda, Lymnaeidae.